This is a messenger RNA of Pantherophis guttatus, 4341 nucleotides long. RefSeq names its product ELOVL fatty acid elongase 1 (gene ELOVL1). The record is from RefSeq and is a predicted model, not a curated record. Gene Ontology annotation, biological process: fatty acid elongation, polyunsaturated fatty acid; fatty acid elongation, saturated fatty acid; fatty acid elongation, monounsaturated fatty acid. Gene Ontology annotation, cellular component: endoplasmic reticulum membrane; endoplasmic reticulum. Gene Ontology annotation, molecular function: fatty acid elongase activity. NCBI's taxonomy places the organism in Eukaryota, Metazoa, Chordata, Lepidosauria, Squamata, Colubridae.
GGCUCUGCCAAUCGCCGGCAGAGGAACGCUCGGGGCGGUCCUCUUUAACUCUGGGGUGACUCCGAAGAGGGUCCACCGAGAAGGAAGACGUGCUCGGGCCGCUCUCAGGGACGCGCCGCUUUCCUCCCGUUUGCCCCAACCAUCGGCGGGACUGUUCUGUUCUUCCUGGUCUUGUCUGACAAAUUUCUGAAACUCAAAGAAGCCAAAAACAAUUGGCAAGUUGACACCACCAGACUCCUGGUACUUGCUAUCGGUACUGUCAAAAUCAUUCACAGAAAAAAAAAUCUUAGAUGUGUUUAACAAAAAUAAGAAUUAAAUCAUUUAUUUCAUCCCAAAAAUAAUUAUGCUUCAUUGAGAAUUAGAACAGCGACUAAUACUGUUACCAUGGAUGUGUUGGUGAACAGGUAUCGAAACUUCAUGAAGGGAGCAGACCCCCGGAUUGCUUCUUAUCCACUUAUGGAUUCUCCUUGGCCUAUGACGGGUAUCUUACUGGGUUAUGCCUAUUUUGUAUUAUCACUGGGGCCACGGCUCAUGGCCAACAGGAAACCUCUGAACCUUAAGAAGUUCAUGAUACUUUAUAAUUCUUUUUUGAUGGCACUAUCAGUUUACAUUGUUUAUGAGUUUUUAAUGUCAGGCUGGCUAAAUGGUUAUACAUGGAGAUGUGACCCUGUUGAUACAUCCCAGGAUCCUAAGGCUCUUCGGAUGGUCCGUGUGGCAUGGAUCUUCAUUUUCUCCAAAAUCAUCGAGCUGAUGGAUACAGUAAUCUUUAUCCUAAGAAAAAAGAAUGAACAAGUGACCUUUCUGCAUGUUUUCCACCAUUCAGUGCUACCCUGGAGCUGGUGGUGGGGUGUGAAAUUUGGUCCAGGAGGAAUGGGCUCCUUUCAUGCUUUGGUGAACUGUAUGGUACAUGUUGUGAUGUACUUCUAUUAUGCACUCUCAGCUGCAGGACCUGCUUUCCAAAAGUACCUCUGGUGGAAGAAGCAUAUCACUGCCAUUCAACUGCUGCAGUUUGUGCUUGUCUCCAUCCACAUCUCCCAGUACUACUUCAUGCCUGACUGCAAAUAUCAGUUCCCAAUCUUCAUCCACCUCAUCUGGAUUUAUGGAGUUAUCUUCUUCAUUCUCUUCUCCAACUUCUGGUACCAGUCAUAUACCAAAGGCAAGCGUCUGCCCAAGUUCAUGACACAACCUCAGCAAAAUGGCUUCCAUGAGAAUGGUGCCAUUGCUAAUGGCAAAGUCAAAGCCAACUAGGUUCAACUAGCCCCAUAUCUGGGCUUCUUAACCAGAUCAAGUGCCUACAGACUGUUAUCUUGCAGUUCCAAACCACCUUCCCAACUGCCCUGUUUCCCUCAUUGCCUCGCUUUCAUCUUUCCCCAAGGGAGACAGGCUGCCUGGGCUGUCGGUGCUGAAUCCAGCCCAAGGCCUCCAAAGUGCCUAUGUCUGCCCUGGGCUGGGCUCCCUUCAGAGCUGGACCAAAGCAGAACCCUGACAGAUGGGACACACUUAUCCACUUAAUUCUAUGUACACAAUGUGAUCUAGGUGGGGAUUUUCGUUACUUUGCUCUGCCUAAGUUUGUGUUGUCAUUUAUUAAUUGUUUAUUUACCAUUGGUGUUCAGCCAUUCCUACUCCUUUCCUACUUGAAUGUAAGUAGUCCCUUUUUGCUGGGGGUGGGAAAUAAUUCCUCCUGGAGAUAACUUUUCCUGCCCUGUUGCAGAUGGGGUACUACUAGGCAAGUCUUAUUGCCUUGGCUGUAUUCCUCUCUUGGCAUUGCUCCGCAGCUUUGGCUGCUUUGAUCCCAGGACCUUAGCAAUAACUCUGGACUUCAAUCUCCAUAUGGCUUGAUGACUGCAAGCUCUUAUUGCACUGAGGCCCAGGGAGAAGAAAUAGGACCCUAUUGUCCAGCUUGUAUGCCAUUGCUCUGUGUGCCUUUUAAAACAUUAUUGGAUCUGCCCCAAAAAACAGAGGCUCCCUAUAAUCUAAAUUUUGGGGAGGACUUCACAAGAGGAGGUAUAUCCCUCCUAAUUUUCCAUUUGUAUUCACAGAAAUAAAUGGAUAGAAAGAGAAUAGUCAUUCUGUUCUUGAUUUCAAGGCCUUGAUCAUUGUUUGGUUGGGCCUGAUAUGCGAAAAGAACAACUUUACUGUAAGUAGUAUGUUAAUAUUGAUUUUCAGUUCCAAUGACUACUGCUUCUUGCAGUGAAUUGGUGUCUUAGUUGAAGUUGGUUUACUAGAUGAGAGGAGCUGAAAAACUGAGAUCAAAGUCCUCUGAAGCAUUGUAAUAGAGCGGUGGCUAUGUUCUGGCUCAUCCACAGUGCAUUGUGUCAGGCAUCAGAUUAUUUCUGCUCAAGAACACGGGAAUUGACAUUCACAUUUUACUAGUUUUCUGGGUCUACAGAAUACCUUCGCUCAAAGUUCAAUACAGCAUUUAAGUCCUUGGCUCCUGCUUGUCCUGUCUGCUGUUCCAGGCAGGACAGUGUUAAUUUCUUUCUCUCCUUAUAUGGACACUCCUUCAGGCCAGAUGCUUUCCUCUUUUCACUGGCUUAGGUUCUUGGUGAAGCUCCAGCUACUGGGCAUUAUCCUCCUGGGCUUGAAAAGACCUGUAGUCCUUGGUGCUAUUGCCUAUGGUCUGGUUGAGUGUGAUGAGUGGAAAAGCUACAGAUACGGUGUGUGGGGCGUAUAAUAUAAUUCUGCAAUAGAAUAAAUUGGAAAAGUAAUCUUAGUAGCAGAUCUUAGAUCUGUAUUGCAUCCUAAAUUCAGAGUGCCAAAAUAUGAAAGCAAGGAUAUAUUGGCAAAUAUAAAAAGCUAAGGCACUAAGAAUACCUUUUAUGUUGUUAGAAUAAACUUGUAUUGGUCUCUCUACCUCAGUGCUAGGGGUAGACUAACCCAGAAUCUAGAUUAUGUGCCAUAAACAAUGCUGUAUAUACUAUUGGAGAGAUUUGUAUAACCCAGAAUAUUUUGAUACAUUCACUGGCCAUUCUGAUAUAAGGCAAUCUUGUUUAAAAGCCUUUAAGUUAAGUUCACUGUUAGGUUGAAAUAGGUUUUGUAACACUACUUACCUUUCCACCACUGAUUAUCCUGCUGUGUACUGUUUCCCCACCUGUGUCUGAGAAACCCUAAAACAAUGCUAAUGGCAACCUUUAAAACUGAUACAAUGUUUGACUGAGAAGCUUUUACAAUGUAGAGGAUACUUAGGGGUACAAUUUGGAAAAAAGUAAAAGAUACUUGUUUGUUGUCCUAUAUGUGUGCCUGCUCUCAACAUUUUUUGCUGUACUUGGAUCAAUAUUCAAUGAUAAUCAUGCAAGGGUGAUGAAAAAUCAAUAUGUGACACUGUUCCCAAAUUAGGCAGUAUAGCUUACCCAUUCUAAAAUGCUUUUUUUGGUAAACCUGAAGUAAAUUUCUGUCCUAUGAAUCAUUCGUUCGCAUGAAAUCUAAUGAACAGGCAUUUACGGAGUGUUAUUAUUUUCAGCGUUUUUUACAAGUACUGAUUUUAGUACUUGUCUGUCAAAUAACAUUCAUGUUGCCCUAGUGUCUUUCUGAUGUGCAUUUUUGAAUAGCCAUGUGCCUUCUAAAUAGGAUGUACAGUUAACUGCUCUAAAUUUUGAAUGUGAUUAUCUGCAGUUUUCUGAAUGAGUAGGUAUCAGAAUUGUUUGCUUAGACUAGAUAAUAAGGCUUCAAUAUAGUCUCCAUUAGAUUGCUACAGGACUGGUAUUGUACAUUCAGGUAGUCCUUAACUUACAAGUGCGAUGGGGAUUGAUUUACAGUCAUAAGUUGUCAUGGUUGUAGGUGGAGGCACCCUGUGACUGGACCCAAUUUUACAUUUUUGUGGUCAUUAAGUAAAUCACUGUCAUUAUGCAAAUAGUUAGGCGAACAGUGUGGUCAUGUGAACCUGUUCCUCUGAAUGAGUGUUUUUGCAGGAAAAAUUAGCAAACUGAUCACAUGACUGUGGGAUAUUGCAGUUAAAUCGUAAAGUUGAGCCAGUUGCCAAGUGCCCAAAUUAUGGUCAUGUGACUGUAAGGCUGUAUAUGGCAUAUUUUAUUAUGGACAGACAUGCUUAACAGGCUGUAAAGAACCCAUUCCAGGCCCAUUGUAUUUUCAAAUGAUCCUAAGUCAAGGACUACCUGUAUGAAAUCCAAAAGAGGACUCUAUCACAUAUGGGAAGAGAAGUGUUUACACCUCCUUGGGCACAAGCAGCUUCACUUAGUUACAACUAUGGAUAGAUUUCAUAAGAUAACUGUAAUAGGCUACACUUCAAAAUAAGCCUGAAAUAUUAAUGCUUUAUUUGCCCGACUGAUGAAUUGAAGGACCAACUCCUGAAUAUUAAAAUGUAUUUUAUUCAUGUAAUAUGAA